AUGAAAUUUCUUAUUGGGCUCUUGUUGUUCUUUGUUUGUUAUUCGUGGUAUUCUUCUUUCAAAAUACUUGCCAUUGCUCCGAAUGAAAACUUUGAAAAAUCCUUGCAAUAUCGGAAUGCUUCCUCUUUCCAAUUUCAUAUCAAAUCUUCCAUCCUUGCUGCUUGUCUAAAUUCCCACCACUCUAACAAUGCAAAUACUUGCAAAUCUUCCUCCACUCAUAACCAUCGUGCUGAUGUUAAUGAUGCUGAACCAAUUUUUGAACUUUCCUGUCGUUGCACAACUUUAAAUCCGAUGAAUAAUGAUCCUUCUCUCACCACCAAAAACAACCUCGACCAAAUAUUGCAACAAUACCAAAAUUCAUUGACUUUGGACUCCCCGAAUCAAUCGACCACCCCCAACUACUACGGCUCUUGUUCUGUUACUGACAAUCGUGAUGAUGAUGCUUCUGGUGCUUCUUCCUCUGCUUCUUCCUCUGCAACUGCUACCUUGAUUAAUACCAACCAAAAUAGUACUAAAAACUCUCUCAAAGAAGUAGAAGAAAAAACAACAACUCCCUCCAAACAACUCUUAGAAAUAAUGAAUAAGAACGACUUGUAUGCACUUGCUCCAAAUCACUUCCUCUACAAUCCAAUGUUGAAUAAGGAUACCGCAUUCACAGUGGAGGAUCGUGAAAAAUUGGGUCUUCGUGGAUUGUUGCCACCACACGUUGAGACCAUUACUCAUCAAUUGGUGAGAUGCUUGAGACAAUUCCGUAACUUUAAAAAUCCAUUGGACAAGUAUGUUUACUUGAUGAGUUUGCAAGGUAGAAAUCAAACCUUGUUCUUUAAAUUGUUGAUUGAUAACAUGGUUGAAAUGUUGCCAAUUGUCUACACACCAACUGUUGGUGAUGCUUGUCUUCAAUUCGACCAAAUUUGGAGAGUUGCUCAAGGCAUGUACAUCUCAUUGGAAGAUAAGGGAUCAAUUUCUGCAAUUUUGAAGAAUUGGGAACCAAAGCAACCAGAUAUUAUUGUCGUUUCCGAUGGUUCACGUAUUUUGGGUCUUGGUGAUUUGGGUGCUAAUGGUAUGGGUAUUCCAAUUGGUAAAUUGAAUCUCUAUGUUGCUGCUGCUGGUUUCCAUCCAGAUAAGACUUUGCCAAUUUGCAUUGAUGUUGGUACUAACAAUCCAGGAUUGUUGGAAGAUGAUUUAUAUUUGGGAUUGAAGAGAAAGCGUGUUCGUGGACAAGAAUUCUUUGAUUUCAUGAAGGAAUUUAUGAUUGCUGUCAAGACUACAUGGCCAAAUUGUUUAGUCCAAUUCGAAGAUUUCUCAAAUGAUGUCUGUUUCGAUUUAUUGGAUCAAUAUCGUAAUGAACAAUUGUGUUUCAAUGAUGAUAUCCAAGGUACUGGUGCUGUCAUUGUUGCUGGUUUCAUCAAUGCUGCCAAGAUUACUGGUAAGAGAACUUAUCAACACAAAUUAUUAUUUAUGGGAGCUGGUUCUGCUGCCACUGGUGUCGCUGAUCAAUGUGUUGGUGUCAUGAAAUUGCAAGCUGAAGAAGAUGGAUUGAGCAAGGAAGAAAUUGAUGCCAUGUCUGAACAUUGGGUUUAUUUGGUCGAUUCUAAGGGAUUAGUUACACAAACUCGUUCUGAUUACGAAGAAAUGCCACAUCACAAGAAGAAGUAUGCCAAGAAGGGUGAUGAAACUUUGGGUAACUUCCAAUCCAAAUCUCUUUUGGAAAUUGUUCAAAAGACUCAACCAACUGCUCUCAUUGGUCUCUGUGGUCAAUCUGGUGUUUUCACUCAAGAUAUCAUUGAAGAAAUGGCCAAGAUUAACCAAAAGCCAAUCGUUUUUGCCUUGUCCAACCCAACUAAGAAUUCUGAAUGUACUGCCAAGGAAGCUAUUGAAUAUUCAAGUGGAAGAGCUAUCUUUGCUUCUGGUUCUCCAUUCGAAGAUGUUACUUACAAUGGAAAGACUUAUCAAUUGAGUCAAGGUAACAAUUUGUACAUUUUCCCAGCUUUGGGUCUUGGUGCUGUCGUUACCAGAUCAAAGCACGUUUCUGAUGUUAUGAUUUUGAGAGCUGCUCAAACUUUGGCCGAUCUCACAAGCCAAGAUAGAUUGGACAAUGGAUUGUUGUAUCCAAGUUUGACAAAUAUCAGAGAAAUUGCUCAAAAGAUUGCUGUCCAAGUUGGUAAACAAAGUGUUAAGGAAGGUCUUUCUCAAUUGACUGAAGAACAAUUACCAAAAUCUGAAGAAGAAUGGGUUAAAAUUGUUAAGGAUUAUGUAUAUACUCCAGAUUAUGAGUCCAAAUUGUAAAUAUUUCAACAAUUAAUUUAAACCAACUAUUAUAAACAUUUAAUAUUUCACUGAUA
This is a messenger RNA of Naegleria gruberi, 2342 nucleotides long. RefSeq lists its product as uncharacterized. The record is from RefSeq and is a predicted model, not a curated record. Gene Ontology annotation, cellular component: mitochondrion. Gene Ontology annotation, biological process: malate metabolic process; pyruvate metabolic process. The coding region runs from base 1 to 2286 and encodes 761 amino acids. The transcript has 2 exons. Gene Ontology annotation, molecular function: malate dehydrogenase (decarboxylating) (NAD+) activity; NAD binding. Lineage: Eukaryota; Heterolobosea; Eutetramitea; Acrasida; Naegleriidae.